GUACGUCCGACGCUCCCCGCUCCAUGGGCAGGCUCGUUGCCGCCGCGGCCGCGGCGGGCCUCGUCCUCGGCGGCGCUGGCUUUGGAGCGGGCCUGAUGAUGGGCCGGCCGCACGCGGCGCGCCUGACGACGAGCAACGGCGUGCUCACGGCAGCGGCCGCCGACGCGCGGACGGCGUGCAAGAUCCCGGAG
Prorocentrum cordatum is the source of this 191-nucleotide messenger RNA. The record is from the annotation of a GenBank genome assembly. NCBI's taxonomy places the organism in Eukaryota, Dinophyceae, Prorocentrales, Prorocentraceae.